This is a messenger RNA of Coniosporium apollinis CBS 100218, 624 nucleotides long. RefSeq lists its product as uncharacterized. The coding region runs from base 1 to 624 and encodes 207 amino acids. The record is from RefSeq and is a predicted model, not a curated record. Lineage: Eukaryota; Fungi; Ascomycota; Dothideomycetes. The transcript has 2 exons.
AUGUCUUUCAGCAACGCGGACACCGGCUCAAAGCCAGAAGACCCUUACAAGGAGAAGAAUCGCGAGGAGACGUCCGUGAAGGAGAAGAUCGAGGACCUCGCCACCUUCGUCGACAAGCACAAGUUCUGCAUGAUGACGACGCGGAUAGCCGACAGCGGGCUUCUCGCCAGCAGGUGCAUGGGUGUCGCCGCGAAGGAAGAUAACAACACGACCUUCCUCUUCCACUCCAACACCGAGUCCGGCAAGACCGACGACCUCGACUCCGACAACGACGUCAACCUCGCCUUCCUGGACCCCAGCGGCCAAUGGGCCUCCAUCAGCGGCCGCAGUUCCAUCGACACCGACCGCGAGACAGUUCGCAAGUAUUACCGGCCGGACCUCAAGGCCUGGAUCGGGGACCUCGGCGACGGUAAACACGACGGCGGCCCGGAGGACCCGCGCAUCUGUGUCAUCAGGGUCAAGGCGGUCACGGCGCAGUAUGCCAUCAACAACCGGACGCAGGUUGGCCAGAUGGUGGAGGUUGCAAAGGGAAUUGUCACGGGUGACUCGCCGAGCGUCAACAAGCUGAGGUAUCUGAGCGAGGAGGAGAUCGAGCAGUGUGCGUAUCCCCUUGCGGUGUUUUGA